This is a messenger RNA of Cavenderia fasciculata, 396 nucleotides long. It is a transcript of the gene spt4, whose product is annotated as transcription initiation factor Spt4. The record is from RefSeq and is a predicted model, not a curated record. Gene Ontology annotation, biological process: positive regulation of DNA-templated transcription, elongation; mRNA processing; chromatin organization. The transcript has 2 exons. Gene Ontology annotation, molecular function: zinc ion binding; RNA polymerase II complex binding. NCBI's taxonomy places the organism in Eukaryota, Evosea, Eumycetozoa, Acytosteliales, Cavenderiaceae. Gene Ontology annotation, cellular component: nucleus; DSIF complex. Bases 1 to 396 code for a protein of 131 amino acids.
AUGUCACAUAGAGAUAGAGAUAGAGGAGACAGAGGUGACAGAGAUAGAGAUAGAGGAGAUAGAAGUGACAGAGGAGACAGAAGUGAAAGAAGCGAAAGAAGAGAAAGAAGAGUCGAACAUGUAUCGACAGUUCCAAACAGUUUAAAGAAUCUUAGAGCAUGUCUAUCAUGUGGACUUGUAAAGACUAUUAACCAAUUUGAAGAUAAAGGAUGCGAAAAUUGUGAUAGAAGUUCAAGAACUUAUCGUAGAGAUGAUGCACUAGCUUCAACUACUGCAAACUUUGAAGGAUUAAUUUCAAUGAUGAAACCAAAUGAAAGUUGGGUAGCUAGAAAACAACAUAUUGAAGGAAAGGUACCAGGUUGUUAUGCACUUUCAAUCAAGGGUACUGGUGCUUAA